AUGGUAGUCCUUGCUAAUUCAGAUGACAGGUUAACACUUCAUCAUUCUAUGAUUUUCCGUCUUGAAUGGUUAGAUUUCAAGGCUGUCCAUGACGAGGUACAGCAGGAUCCAACUUUACAGGCAAUCAUUUCGGCUUUACAAAAGAGGGAAACCACAAGACCUGGGUUGGAGUUACCUCCUACAUCUCAUAUACAUCCUAUUUUCCAUGUUUCCUUGCUUAAGAAAGCGGUUGGUGAUGCUGUUGUUAAUCCAACUCUUCCCGCUAGUUUAGAGGUUAAUGAAGAUCCCAUGUGGGAACCAGAGACAUCUUUAGAUUAA
Vicia faba (fava bean) is the source of this 318-nucleotide messenger RNA. Lineage: Eukaryota; Viridiplantae; Streptophyta; Magnoliopsida; Fabales; Fabaceae. The record is from the annotation of a GenBank genome assembly.